GGCCACAUAAUGCUUAUUAUUUCACCGCUGCUUGUAUUUCUGGUGCUCGGCACUGCUGUGCCCAGUGCUUGGAGCAAACUCCAUUUUAAAUUUCGCGGUUUACCCUACUUUGAUUCAUUACCCGUGCUUAAAUCACGACACCACUCGAUGGCUUUAUGUUGCAAUUCGCCCGCGCCGCGUCAAGUGAUCGAUCCAAUGAUCAGUCAACGUCAACCACUGUAUUUUACUGAAACAGACAUCGAGGUCGACGCCAAGCUGAGCACGGUGGAGUUAAUUUUGAAGUACGGCUUUCCGGCUGAGACACAUUACGUCGACACAACUGACGGCUACAAGCUCUGUAUGCAUCGAAUUCCAAGGCAAGGAGCCCGGCCCGUUCUCCUUGUCCACGGACUGAUGUCCAGCUCAGCCUCCUGGGUACAGCUCGGACCGAACAGCGGCCUGGCCUACCUCCUCUAUCUCAAGGGCUACGACGUCUGGAUGCUCAAUACCAGGGGCAACAUCUACUCGCGCGAUCACGUGAACAGAAACCUGCCCGACUCGCAAUACUGGGACUUCUCGUACCACGAGAUCGGGACCUACGAUCUGCCGGCUUCCGUGGAUGCAAUCAUCGAUAAAACAGGGCAGCAACAGAUUCAGUACAUCGGGCACUCGCAGGGUUCUACGGCCUUUUUUGUGAUGUGCAGCGAGAGGGCGGAGUACGCCAAAAAGGUGAGCCUCAUGCAGUCGCUGUCCCCAACGGUCUACCUGAGAGAAAACCGCAGUCCAGUGCUCAAAUUCCUGGGUCUCUUCAGGGGUGGGUUUACGAUGCUGAUCCAACUUCUGGGAGGCUUCCAGGUCUCGCUGCAUACGCCGCUUAUCCAACAAUUUAAUAAGCACAUCUGCUCGUUGUCCGAAAGUACCAGUCGCAUUUGUGCCAUCUUUGAAUAUAUAAUUUGUGGCUUUAACUGGCACGGCUUCAAUCAGACCCUUGUCCCAAUUAUAGUGGGCCACUCCUCGCAGGGCGCCUCCGCCAAGCAGAUCCUCCAUUAUGCCCAGCAGCAGGGCCAGAUGGCGUUCCAGCGCUAUGACUACGGCGGCGUCUUAAAUCUCCUCCGCUACAAAUCCCUUUUACCGCCCUUGUACAACCUAUCGCUGGCGCAAAGCAAUGUCCACCUGUACUACGGCGCCGGCGACUGGCUGGGAUCUAGUAAAGAUGCCUCCCAGCUGCAGAAUUUCCUGCCCAAUUGUAUCGGGAACACCAAGAUAGCGUCCGAUAGCUUCUCCCACUUCGACUUCACGAUCUCCAUGGACGUCCGUACCCUCGUCUACGAUCAGGUCAUUAACCAGUGCGAACGCUACUAGUUGUAAGAAUACUUACUUUACUUGCACUACUAAGACUUUGAAUCUAAUUGCUUCUGAUGAGCAACAUUAAUAAAUCAAUACAUUAAUUCGCUAAAUAAA
Molecule: messenger RNA, 1440 nt
Organism: Drosophila kikkawai
Lineage: Eukaryota; Metazoa; Arthropoda; Insecta; Diptera; Drosophilidae
Product: lipase 1-like
Molecular function (GO): hydrolase activity, acting on ester bonds
Source: RefSeq, a predicted model, not a curated record